GCGGGGCGGGGCGUACGGCGGCCGGGAGGGCGGCGGCCGCGGCGGGAUGGAGUCGGUGGUCUUCAUCUUCUCGCUGAUUGACUGCUGCGCCCUCAUCUUCCUCUCUGUCUACUUCAUAAUUACACUGUCAGAUUUGGAAUGUGACUACAUUAAUGCUAGGUCAUGCUGCUCAAAACUCAAUAAAUGGGUGGUCCCUGAGGUGAUUGGCCAUGCUGUCGUAACUGUCUUAAUGCUUAUUUCAUUGCACUGGUUCAUCUUUCUCCUUAAUUUGCCAGUAGCCACAUGGAAUAUAUAUAGGUACAUUAUGGUUCCAAGUGGAAACAUGGGGGUAUUUGAUCCCACGGAGAUCCAUAACCGAGGACAACUGAAAUCACACAUGAAGGAAGCCAUGAUUAAGCUGGGCUUUCAUCUGCUCUGUUUCUUCAUGUACCUUUACAGUAUGAUUCUGGCUUUGAUAAACGAUUGAGACGUGGAAAAAGAACCAUUAGCUGCCAAAUUGGGUCAUCACUCCAGUGACUGGUUGUGGAGCCACAGACACCUUCCGAACGUACCUAGAUCAGUGUCGUCAUGCGGUAUAUUUUUUCCUCUCUGAACAAGAAAUAUUUUUCUGUAUUUUUACCAUAAAAUAUUUUCGAAAGACGUUGGAUUUGUGUAGUGGUUGUUUUUGUUCCUUUACAACCUGAACUGCUGGAGCUGCUGCUUCUGUAAAAUUAAAUCCUUGCUUAGAGAACUGAUCCUUUAGGAAUUAAAUGGUGAGAAGGGAAACUCAUUCCAGCAGCAGCGGCUGAUAACAGUGGUUCCAGAAUAAAAUGUAAGCUCAGUUCUGCUGUCUGCUUCUUACUGAAAGGUGUCAGGAUGUGCCUCUGGCUGUUAGGCUGUCUUGUUAGAGCCUGUUGGAACAGAGAUUUCAGAGUGCAACAGGAACACAGCUCACAGCUUUGUGUCAGUGUUCUUGCCCACUAAAAAGCAAUGGAAUAAAAGUUGUGGUUUUCUCCCUUUCCACCCCUCCCUCCAACAACCUCUCUGAAGUCUCCUGUUUGGAUAGAUUGAGGUUCCUUUGAUGAAAGUGACACUUGUGUGUAAGAGUGAAAACCAGAUAAAUCAGAAAUGUGAUAAAUAUUUGGUUUUUUUACUUCAACUCCUGUUUUGUCAUUUAAAUACACCGUAGACCUCCGUACAACACAAAAGAGCAUCUGCAGCUGCUGCUCCUGAACCUGCUUUUUCCAUCUCCAGUGAGGUGAAUCAAGAGUACACCAAGUUUGGGAAGAUGGCUUGAUAAACCAUAACCCAGUUAUCCCAGUUCUGAUGUAACUGCUUCAAAGACACCAGCAAACUCAGUUCUUUUUGUGCAGCUUUUGCAUCAGCGAUAAGUAUAUAAACCCGAGUUUGUACUCUUGCUCUCUUUAAAUUUUUUAUAUGUGCUUUGAAACAAACACACCAAUACAGUUCUGUAAUUUA
Messenger RNA from Calidris pugnax (ruff), 1458 nucleotides. It is a transcript of the gene CNIH4, whose product is annotated as cornichon family AMPA receptor auxiliary protein 4. Gene Ontology annotation, biological process: endoplasmic reticulum to Golgi vesicle-mediated transport. The coding region runs from base 47 to 466 and encodes 139 amino acids. The transcript is spliced from 5 exons. The record is from RefSeq and is a predicted model, not a curated record. NCBI's taxonomy places the organism in Eukaryota, Metazoa, Chordata, Aves, Charadriiformes, Scolopacidae. Gene Ontology annotation, cellular component: COPII-coated ER to Golgi transport vesicle; endoplasmic reticulum membrane.